AUGGCCGACAUUCCCGCAGACGACAACAAGUACCUGUUCCUGGAGAACGACUUCCGCAACAGCGGCGUGGCCCAGGCCGACUGGGGGGCCAAGAAGAUGGUGUGGGUGCCGUCGGAGAGGGAGGGGUUCGAGGCCGCCAGCGUCCGGGAGGACAAGGGCGAGGAGGUGCUGGUGGAGCUCUCCAACGGCCAGAAGAUGACGAUCCACAAGGACGACAUCCAGAAGAUGAACCCGCCCAAGUUCAGCAAGGUGGAGGACAUGGCGGCGCUCACCUUCCUCAACGAGGCGUCCGUCCUGCAGAACCUGCGCGAGAGAUACUUCUCCAGCCUGAUCUACACGUACUCGGGGCUCUUCUGCGUGGUGGUCAACCCCUACAAGAUGCUGCCCAUCUACUCGGAGAAGGUCAUCGAGAUGUACAAGGGCAAGAAGCGCCACGAGGUGCCGCCGCACAUCUACUCCAUCACGGACAACGCCUACCGGAACAUGCUGCAGGACCGCGAGGAUCAGUCCAUCCUCUGCACAGGUGAGUCUGGAGCAGGAAAGACAGAAAACACCAAGAAGGUCAUCCAGUACUUGGCCGUCAUCGCCUCGUCCCAGAAGGGCAAGAAGGAGGCCGCCAACCCCCAGCCGCAGCAGCCGGGCUCGCUGGCCUACGGGGAGCUGGAGAAGCAGCUGCUCCAGGCCAACCCCAUCCUGGAGGCCUUCGGCAACGCCAAGACCAUCAAGAACGACAACUCCUCCAGAUUCGGGAAGUUCAUCAAGCUCAACUUCGACGUGACCGGCUUCCUCGUAGGCGCCAACAUCGACACCUACCUGCUGGAGAAGUCGCGCUGCAUCCGCCAGGGCAACACCGAGAGAUCCUUCCACAUCUUCUACUACAUGGUGGCCGGAGCCCAGGACAAGAUGAAGGAGGACCUGCUGCUGGAAUCCUUCAGCAGCUACAGCUUCCUGAUCGCGGGCCACGUGGAGAUCCCCGGCCAGGAGGACGACGAGCUCUUCAAGGAGACGCUGGAGGCCAUGGAGAUCAUGGGCUUCACCGAGGAGGAGAGGAUGGGUACCCCGAGCCUCGUCACCUCGCUGACAUCUCUCUCUGAUUCUCCUCUGUCUCCCUCGGCGACCGACGCAGCGGCCCAGAAGGUUUGCCACCUGCAGGGCAUCAACGUGACGGACUUCACCCGCGCCAUGCUGACGCCCCGGAUCAAGGUGGGGAGGGAGGUGGUGCAGAAGGCCCAGACCAAGCAGCAGGCCGACUUCGCCGUGGAGGCUCUGGCCAAGGCGAUGUACGAGCGUCUGUUCCGCUGGAUCCUGGCCAGAGUCAACAAGACCCUGGACAAGAGCAAGAGACAGUCGUCCUCCUUCCUGGGAAUCCUGGACAUCGCCGGCUUCGAGAUCUUCGAGGACAACUCGUUCGAGCAGCUGUGCAUCAACUACACCAACGAGCGCCUGCAGCAGCUCUUCAACCACACCAUGUUCAUCAUGGAGCAGGAGGAGUACAAGAGGGAGGGCAUCGACUGGAGCUUCAUCGACUUCGGCCUGGACCUGCAGCCGUGCAUCGAGCUCAUCGAGAGGCCGAACAACCCGCCGGGUAUCCUGGCGCUGCUGGACGAGGAGUGCUGGUUCCCCAAAGCCAGCGACACCUCCUUCGUGGAGAAGCUGGUGAACAUGCACACAGCGCACGUGAAGUUCUGCAAACCCAAGGCUAACAGCCGCCUGGUGUUCUCCGUGCUGCACUACGCCGGCAAGGUCGACUACAACGCGGCCAGCUGGCUGACGAAGAACAUGGACCCUCUGAACGACAACGUGACGGCGCUGCUCAACAACUCGUCCAGCAACUUCAUCCAGGACCUGUGGAAAGACACGGACCGAGUGGUGGGUUUGGACACCAUGACCAAGAUGUCCGAGAGCUCGGCGCCCACCAAGUCCAAGAAGGGCAUGUUCCGCACGGUGGGCCAGCUGUACAAGGAGUCUCUGGGCAAACUGAUGACCACGCUGCACAACACGCAGCCCAACUUCGUGCGCUGCAUCAUCCCCAACCACGAGAAGAGGGCUGGUAAGAUGGACUCCAACCUGGUGCUGGACCAGCUGAGGUGUAACGGAGUGUUGGAGGGAAUCCGCAUCUGCAGGCAGGGCUUUCCAAACCGCAUCCUGUUCCAGGAAUUCAGGCAGAGGUACGAGAUACUUGCUGCCGGCUCCAUCCCCAAGGGCUUCAUGGAUGGAAAACAGGCGUGCAGUCUGAUGGUAAAGCACCUGGAUCUGGACACCAACCUUUACCGCAUCGGCCAGAGUAAGAUGUUCUUCAGGACGGGAGUUCUGGCUCAGCUGGAGGAAGAGCGGGACCUCAAACUCACCGUCGUCAUCAUCGCCUUCCAGGCUCAAGCUAGAGGCUUCCUGGGCCGCAAGGCGUUCAGUAAACGUCAGGCGCAGCUGACGGCCAUGAAGGUGAUCCAGAGGAACUGCGCCUGCUACCUGAAGCUGAAGAACUGGCAGUGGUGGAGGCUUUUCACCAAGGUGAAGCCGCUGCUGCAGGUGACCCGGCAGGAGGAGGAGAUGGGCCAGAAGGACGAGGAGCUCAAAUCGGCCAAGGAGGUGGCGGCCAAAACUGAGGCGGAGCUGAAGGACAUUUCCCAGAAACACGCGCAGCUGGUGGAGGAGAGGACGCAGCUGGAGACCAAGCUGCAGGCCGAGGCCGACAUGUACGCCGAGGCCGAGGAGAUGAGGGUUCGGCUGGAGGCCAAGAAGACGGAGCUGGAGGAGGUUCUGCACGACAUGGAGGCCCGGCUGGAGGAGGAGGAGGAGCACAGCGUGGCCCUGCAGCAGGAGAAGAAGGACAUGGAGCAGCAGCUGCAGCUGAUGGAGGCCCACAUCGCCGGGCAGGAGGACGCCCAGCAGGCCCUGCAGCUGGAGAAAGCUGCGGUGGAGGGGAAGGUGAAGAAGGUGGAGGAGGACCUGCUGGUGAUGGAGGACCAGAACAACAAGCUAGAGAGGGAGCGGAAGCUGCUGGAGGAGCGUCUGGCCGACAUGAAUUCCAACCUGGCCGAGGAGGAGGAGAAGUCCAAGAACCUGGGCAAGCUGAAGGCCAAGCACGAGUCCAUGAUCACCGACCUGGAGCAGCGCUACAAGAAGGAGGAGAAAGCUCGGCAGGACGUGGAGAAGGCGAAGAGGAAGGUGGAGGCGGAGCUGGCCGACCUGCACGAGCAGUGCAACGACCUGCAGGCCCAGCUGGCCGAGCUGAGAGCCCAGCUGGCGGCCAAAGAGGAGGAUCUGCAGGCCACGCAGGCCCGGCUGGAGGAGGAGGGCGGGCAGCGCGCCGCGGCGCUGAAGAAGAUCCGGGAGCUGGAGGCGUUGAUCUCGGAGCUGCAGGAGGACCUGGAGUCGGAGCGGGCGGCCAGGGCCAAGACCGAGGCCGCCCGGCGGGACCUGGGCGAGGAACUGAACGCCCUCCGCUCCGAGCUGGAGGACAGUCUGGACACCACGGCCGCCCAGCAGGAACUACGGGCGCGGCGGGAGCAGGAAGUGGCCCUGCUGAAGAAGAACCUGGAGGACGAGGGCCGGAGCCACGAGGCCCAGGUGCAGGACCUGAGGCAGAAACACGGCCAGGUGGUGGAGGAGCUCAGCGAGCAGCUGGAGCAGGCCAAGCGGGUCCGGGCCGGGCUGGAAAAGGCCAAGCAGGGCCUGGAGAAGGAGGCGGCGGACCUGAGCGCCGACCUGCGCUCCCUCGCCAGCUCCAAGCAGGACGUGGAGCACAAGAAGAAGAAGGUGGAGGGUCAGCUGGGCGAGAUGAACUCGCGCUUCAACGAGAGCGAGCGGCAGAGGGCCGAGCUCGGGGAGCGAGUCUCCAAGAUGACCACGGAGCUGGACGGCGUGACGAACCUGCUGAACGACGCCGAGGGGAAGAGCAUCAAGCUGAGCAAGGACGUGUCCGGCUUGUCCUCGCAGCUGCAGGACGCCCAGGAGCUGCUGUCGGAGGAGACGCGCCAGAAGCUGAGUCUGUCGGGACGCCUGCGCCAGGCGGAGGAGGACCGGAACAGCCUGAUGGAGCAGCUGGACGAGGAGGCGGAGGCCAAGCGGGCCGUGGAGCGGCAGCUCUCCGGCCUCGGCGCGCAGCUGAGCGACAGCAGGAGGAAGCUGGACGAGCUGUCGGCGGCGCUGGAGCUGCAGGAGGAGGGCAGGAAGCGGCUGCAGCGCGAGUUGGAGGCCGCCAGGGCCGAGUACGAGGAGAAGGCCUCGGCCCACGACAAGCUGGAGAAGAGCCGGGGCCGGCUGCAGCAGGAGCUGGAGGACGCGCUGGUGGACCUGGACGGCCAGCGCACGCUGCUGUCCAACCUGGACAAGAAGCAGAGGAAGUUCGACCAGAUGCUGGCGGAGGAGCGCGCCGUGUCCUCCAAGUCCUCCGAGGAGCGGGACCGGGCGGAGGCCGAGGCCCGGGAGAAGGAGACCCGGAUCCUGGCUCUGAACCGGGCCCUGGAGGAGAACCAGGCGGGCCUGGCGGAGGCGGAGAGGGCGGUGAAGGCACUGAGGGCCGAGAUGGAGCAGCUGGUCAGCUCCAAGGACGACGUGGGGAAGAGCGUCCACGACCUGGAGCGGGCCAAGCGCGGCCUGGAGGCCGUGGUGGAGGAGAUGAGGCUGCAGAUGGAGGAGCUGGAGGACGAGCUGCAGGUGGCCGAGGACGCCAAGCUGCGGCUGGAGGUCAACGGCCAGGCGGUGAAGGCGCAGCACGAGCGGGAGCUGGCGGUGCGGGAGGAGGCGGCGGAGGAGAAGAGGAGGACGCUGCUGAGACAGGUGCGGGAGCUGGAGGAGGAGCUGGAGGAGGAGAGGAAGCAGCGAGCUCAGGCCUCGGCCGGGAGGAAGAAGCUGGAGGGGGAGCUGAGGGACACGGAGGACCAGCUGGAGUCCACCAGCCGGGGACGCGACGAGGCGCUCAAGCAGCUCCGCAAAGUCCAGGGGCAGCUGAAGGACCUCCAGAGGGAGCUGGAGGACUCGCAGGCCGCCCACAAGGAGGUGCAGGCCUCGGCCCGGGAGUCUGAGCGCAGGUCCAAGGCCGUGGAGGCCGAGGUGUUCCAGAUCAACGAGAUGCUGGCGGCGGCGGAGAGAGCUCGCAAGCAGGCGGAGGCGGAGAGGGACGAGCUGUGUGAAGAGCUGGCCUCCAACCCCGGGAGGUCCGUGCCGUCGGAGGAGAAGCGGCGUCUGGAGGCCAAGGUGCUGCAGCUGGAGGAGGAGCUGGAGGAGGAGCAGGCCGGCCUGGACGGGCUGGGGGAGCGGCUGAAGAAGAGCCAGCAGCUGGUGGAGCAGCUGGGGGCCGAGCUGUCUGCCGAGAGGAACUCCUCUCAGGGACGGGAGGCGGCCCGGCAGCAGCUGGAGCGGCAGAACCGGGACCUGCGGGCGAAGCUGCAGGACCUGGAGGUCCAGGGCCGCCAUCGGCUCAAGGCCGUACAGGGGCCCAUGGAGGCCAAGCUGCGGGAGGCCGAGGAGCAGCUGGAGCUGGAGACCAGGGAGCGGCAGAGCAGCGCCAAGGCGGUGCGUCAGCGGGACAAGCGGCUGAAGGAGCUGUCCGUGCAGCUGGAGGACGAGCGUAAGCUGGCGCAGCAGCACCGCGACCAGGCGGAGAAGGGCGGCCUGCGCCUGCGGCAGCUGAAGCUGCAGCUGGAGGAGGCGGAGGAGGAGCUGCAGCGCGCCGCGGCGAGCCGCAGGAAGCUGCAGCGCGAGCUGGACGAGGCGGUGGAGGCCAACGACGGGCUGGGCAGGGAGGUGUCGUCGCUGCGGAGCAAGAUCAGACACUUCUGAUCUGGUUCAGUGUCAUUUUCCUCCUCCUCCUCCUCCCUCCUCCUUCAUCUUCAUCUUCAUGUUUUCGGGGCUUUAACUUUCCCUCCCUGAAUCUUGGCCUCCAUUCCUUCCUGUUGUCCCGCGGUGCUUUGUCUCCUCCUCCCUCCUCCUCCUCCUCCUCCUCCUCCUCCUCCUCCUCCUCCUCCUCCUCCUCCUCUCUUCUCCUGCUCCUGAUGUGUUGGGUGUCUGCAGGCGCGGCGCCGGCAGCAGCGGCGGCGGCAGCGAGGCCUUUGGCGGCAGCCCUCGCGGGGGCAGCGGCAUCAGGAGCAGCAUCAGGCAGAGGAUGAGGGAGGACUCGGUGGAGGACCCCCCCUCCCCGCCCUGGGCCCCCCAUGAGGCCCCCGAGGGGCCCUGGGCCCCCCCCGAGGGGCCAGAGGACCGCGAGGGGCCCGAAUACCCCGAGGAGCCGGAGGACCCGCAGCAGGACGGAGACUACUGCCCCCCCGACCAGUAGAGGGACGGCACAUCAGUGACCUGAUACUGAUCUAGAUGAAGAUUUAUUUAUCUGCCAGAAAUAAGAAAUCAUUUUGGAGAAGAUUUAUUCCUAAAAUGAUAAAGAUUAUAAUUAUAAGAUUGUAAAAGAUCUGCAGAAACCAGAGCGUCUGCUCCCAGAGUGCAUUGCUGCAUGACAACGAGACCCGUUUGCAUUAAAAUGGAUUAAAUAUGAAUAAACUCUGGCAGCAGACGUUUGUGUUUCUCUAGAAACAUCGCUGAUGUCUUUCCUUAUUGGCCUUGUGUUAUUCAAUGUGUCAUUUUCAACAAUUUUCACACCAAUUUGAUGAUUUGUGGAGCUGAAGACU
Molecule: messenger RNA, 6620 nt
Organism: Cololabis saira (Pacific saury)
Lineage: Eukaryota; Metazoa; Chordata; Actinopteri; Beloniformes; Belonidae
Product: myosin-11-like
Exons: 40
Coding region: 1-5781 (1926 amino acids)
Cellular component (GO): myosin complex
Molecular function (GO): ATP binding; actin filament binding; cytoskeletal motor activity
Source: RefSeq, a predicted model, not a curated record